Aspergillus nomiae NRRL 13137 is the source of this 3774-nucleotide messenger RNA. RefSeq lists its product as uncharacterized. The record is from RefSeq and is a predicted model, not a curated record. Gene Ontology annotation, cellular component: membrane. The transcript has 4 exons. Gene Ontology annotation, molecular function: ABC-type transporter activity; ATP binding; ATP hydrolysis activity. Lineage: Eukaryota; Fungi; Ascomycota; Eurotiomycetes; Eurotiales; Aspergillaceae. The coding region runs from base 1 to 3774 and encodes 1257 amino acids. Gene Ontology annotation, biological process: transmembrane transport.
AUGCUGAUACCGCGGCGCCCAGGCAUAUAUUGGAACGGAAAGCCUGUUGAUGCAGAGCUCACAGUUUCCAUUUUGAACCGGCUGUCUUUCGCCUGGGCAGAGCCUCUACUGAGGUAUGUCUCGAUAAAUCAGAGCCUGGGAUUCGACAACCUGCCUCAGCUGGCACACUCCAAAAGAGCGGAGUAUCUGCUUUCGCGUCUCGUAGUCGCUAAGGCUAGUGGAGGAAAGUUGUGGGAAGCACUUGCCACCAUUCACAUUCGAUCCUUCAUACAGCAGGUGGUCUUGACUAUUCUAUCUUCUGCUUUGAGCGUCGGUCCACAAGCUGCAUUGUAUCAGAUUUUGCGAUGCCUCGAAGUUCGUGGGUUGGACCCUUCAGCAUCAUGGCGGUCCUGGCAAUGGGUUGUUAUCUUGGGUGCUUCAAGUACUCUGCUCACCACUCUGCAGUCUUGGGUGCAGUGGCUGAACAACGCUGAAGUAUGCAUUCCCAUGGUGGGAGAGCUUCUCACAGCCAUUUAUGCGAAGGUUUUGCGCACCAAGAGCAUCAGAUAUCUGCCAUCUGACCGUGGAGUCGGGGAGGCAAAUAAAGACGCGGGUCACGACUCUCCACAAAGCACUAUUAAUCUUGCAGCAGUGGACUCGGAGCGCAUUAUAGACUUCGCCGGAUAUACGUAUCUGAUACCUUCAGCACUGCUAAGGUUACUCUUUUCCUGCAUAUUCUUAGCCCGUGUGAUUGGGUGGAGAAGCCUAUGUUCAGGAAUUGCUGUGUCCGCCUUGGUGACUCCUGUCAACUCAUAUCUGACCAGCAGAUAUGGAGAAGCUCAACAGCGCCUCAUGAGCACCAGAGACAACAAACUAUCCAUUCUCACUGAGAUGCUUCGGGGCAUGCGGCAAAUCAAGUUCUCCGCGCUGGAGAGUGAAUGGAAGAAACGCAUUUCCGAUUGUAGAGAAGAGGAACUUCGCGCCCUCCGUACGACAUUCAUCUACAACGCCACCUUGUUUCCAAUAUUCUGGAGCCUGAGUCCUCUGUUACUUUCUUCGGUAUCUUUGUCGGUGUAUGUCUUGUGUUACGGGAACUUAACAGCUUCGGUUGCUUUCACCGCGAUACCAAUGUUAGGAUCUCUACAACUUUCCCUCGCAAUCCUGCCGGAGUUUUUCACACGGGGUCAGGAGGCCAAAGUAAGCUCUCAGCGCAUAAACAAGUACCUUGAGUUGGAAGAUAAACCCCCUAUUAUAUCUUCUCCAGAUGGUACCUCAUUCCAAGACGCCUCGGUCAGCUGGCCCACAGAAGGUCCCCUACUUGGUAAGGGUUCUGAGAGUGCUCUCCUUCACAACCUCAACCUGGCCUUCCCGAACGACGGCCUCAGCAUAAUUGUCGGAAAGACAGGAUCUGGUAAAAGCCUUCUUAUAUCUGCCAUCUUAGGAGAAUGUGAGCUUCUCCGUGGCUGUAUCAACACCGUUAGCUCGCCACAAGCAUGUUCUGAGGAACUAGCAGACAAUGAAGACUGGAUCAUUCCUACCAUAGCAAAUGUCACGGAAAACCCUUGGAUUGAGAAUUCCUCGAUUAAGGAUAAUAUAAUCUUCGGACUUCCUUUCGAUAUAGCGCGAUACAAUAGCGUUUUGUCCGCCUGCGCCCUCCUUGAAGACUUGCGGUUACUCGAGGACGGUGACCUAACUGAAGUCCGCCCAAAUGGUGUCAACCUAAGCGGUGGACGGCGCUGGAGACUUGCCUUGGCCAGAGCAUUGUACUCUCGAGCUAACACUUUGGUUAUGGACGACAUUUUCAGUGCCUUGGAUGCUCAGACUGGGCGUCAUGUGUACAAGAACGCUUUGACGGGAGAUUUGGCACGUGGCCGAACACGUAUCAUUGCUACACACCAUGUUGGGCUGUGUCUUCCAGAUGCUGAUCAUGUGGUGCACUUGAACAACGGGACUGUGGAGUAUGCGGGAAAAGUGAGCGGGCUGCAAACGUGUGGCCCAGAACUCCUACCACCCCUUGAAGAUCAAAGGUCUCAAGAGGCCACGCCAACAGCGGUGGAACGAGAAGAUAGAAAGCCAAGAAGCUUUGUCAUGGAAGAGAAACGGGAAACCGGCGCACUGAAAAGUUCUGUUUACCAAACCUACCUGAGAGCAGGCGGCGGACUCGGCAUAUGGACCCUCGUCUUGUUAUUGUACGCGAGCUAUGAGGGUCUUGGUCUGGGACGAUCUUGGUGGGUUAAAAUCUGGACAGGCCACCUCUCUCAAAACCAACAUUUACGCACAAUCCAGCCAGUCUCGAGUUCUGCCGAGACUGCUCACGACGAUCGCGAUACUAUCCCAUACCUCUAUAUCUAUGGUUCUCUAUCAAUAGGCGUCCUCCAGGGUGCUAUUCCAAAGACUAUCCACGGACUUUACCCGCAUCGAUUCCAAGAUUGGGGUAGACGCAGGGUUUCUCAUUGGGGAGUCUCUGAAGCUCUUGGCUGUUAUGACUACUGGGCUAUUCAUUUCCCCAUUACUGCUAAUCUUCGGAAUUGUUCUCAUGGGCUACUGCUGGAGAGUUCUUCUAUAUACCUAGCAGGAGCCCGCGAGAUAAAACGCCUUGAAAGUAUCUCCAGAAGUCCAAUCUACGAACAACUUCGGUCAUCUCUUGUGGGCUUGACUACCAUUCGCGCUUUCGGCAGGUCCUAUCACUAUACACAGAGCAUGCACUCAAAGAUCGACCAUCAUAUGCAGGCUUCAUGGUAUCUAGCACUGUUUCAGCGAUGGCUCGGCUUCCGCAUGGGCCUCGUCGGGGGCAUAUUUUCCACGGUCACGGCUGCUAUCGUGGUCCAGAUGCCAACUAUACCAGCCUCCUUGGCUGGCUUCACCUUAAGCUUUGCCUUGCAGUAUAGCUCAACCAUUACGCUACUACUCAGGCAGUACGCAAACAUGGAACUAAACAUGAGUGCAGUUGAACGUAUCCUUGAAUAUAUCAACGUUGAAAGUGAAGACCAAAAUGGUGUAGAUGUACCUGCAUCCUGGCCCAGUGAAGGACGGAUUGAAAUCCAAGACUUAACCGUUGGUUACGCUAUUAACCAGCAGCCGGUGCUAACCGGACUCACUCUCAACAUCAAAGCGAAUGAAAAAGUUGGAAUUGUCGGACGCACAGGGUCCGGCAAGUCGUCUUUAGCACUAGCCCUCUUCCGGUUCCUUGAGUUUCACAAAGGCAGCAUACAUAUCGAUGGGGUGGAUAUCUCUACGAUCAAGAUACAUGACCUCAGACGUCGGAUCGCACUCAUCCCUCAGGAUCCUGUCCUUUUUUCGGGGACAGUACGGAUGAACCUCGAUCCCUUUAAUGACUUCAGCGACGCAGAACUCGAGAACGCUCUCCAGCGCAUCCUUUUCCCAAUCCCGUCUGUUGAGGUCAGCAAGGUUCCACACUUGUCUCUCGAGUCCACUAUCGCUGAAGGAGGCCUGAGCCUGUCAGGGGGCCAGCGACAGCUCCUCUGUCUAGCACGAGCCAUUAUAUCUAAACCUAAGAUUAUGGUUCUCGAUGAGGCGACAUCGUCGGUCGAUACGAAAACCGAUGCUUCCAUUCAACAGCUAAUUCAGAAGGAAUUUAAGAACUCCACCUUUAUCGUUAUUGCGCACCGUCUCAGUACCAUUAUAAAUUUUGACCGGAUCCUGGUAAUGGACAAAGGGUCCGUGGUUGAGUUUGGAACGCCAAGUGAGCUGAUGGGUAUUGAGGAUGGAUAUUUUAGACGCUUGGUUGAUAUCAAUGGUGAGGGGAAGAGUUUAGAGAAGCGCAUUCUUAAAUGA